Molecule: messenger RNA, 2511 nt
Organism: Sardina pilchardus (European sardine)
Lineage: Eukaryota; Metazoa; Chordata; Actinopteri; Clupeiformes; Clupeidae
Gene: slc43a3a
Product: solute carrier family 43 member 3a
Exons: 13
Coding region: 364-1887 (507 amino acids)
Biological process (GO): transmembrane transport
Molecular function (GO): transmembrane transporter activity
Source: RefSeq, a predicted model, not a curated record
UGCGCUGGGCUACUGUAGGCUAGCCUAUAUUGUUUAUGGUUUUUAUUUUUAUUUUAGCCUAUGAGUCGGUAUUUUAUUUCCAAAUUCAUUUUGCUAUAUUUUUGCCCAUCCCUAUAGGUCUAUGUUAAUGAAUGUUAAUCUGACGGACAAUCCUCACAGCCUACUCCUAUCACAAGACAACAGCAAGGAACUGCAACGUCAAAUUGCACUAUCUGGAUGCGUGCACACCAUGCGCAGACGGUUCAGUCUGUGCAAUGUAGAGGAACGUACGCAACCCCACGCGCGAGUUUGAUGGCGUCAAAACAAUAACGGGAUUAUAUUUGUCCUGACAAAUGUCAUUAUAGGAGCUGUCUGCGGAGGAGGAUGCUUGGGUGCGAAUCAGGGUCGGGGCUGCGCUACAGGCUGACCUUUGUGUCAGGGCUACUGGAGUGCCUGUGUUUUGCUGGUGUGGUGUUUGGGUGGGCCUCUCUGGCCUUUGUCCUCAAAGCGGAUGGCUACUUCAGUGACCUCUGUGUGAACACGACAGAGUCCAACAGCACUCUUCUGAAUACAGAUUGCAGUGGGCAAGAUGAGCAGUUCUCCUUGAUCUUCACCAUUGCUUCCUUCCUCAACAACUUCCUCACCUUGCCCAAUGGCUUCAUUUUUGACCACUUCGGGACCCUAGCAACAAGAUUCAUGGGAAUAACCCUCUACACCACUGGGACCUUGUUGAUGGCGGCAUCCAGUGCAGUGCUGUCCAGCUUGCUCUUCCCAGCUCUGUCCUUGAUUGCUGUCGGUGGCAUUUUGAUGCUCAUGACAAAUAUGCAGGUGGGGAACCUCUUUGGCACACACCGCUCUACCAUCAUCACCCUCUACAAUGGUGCCUUUGAUUCUUCCUCUGCCAUCUUUUUUAUUAUCAAGGUGCUGUUUGAAGGUGGGAUUUCUCUGCGACUCUCCUUCCUUGUCAUUUCUGCAUGCAGUGUCAUCCAUUUCCUUCGCACCAUCUUUCUCAUGCCCAUAACACACAUUCCUCAUCCCAUUCCAGAGGGCUACACAUAUGGGGUCAGCUGUGGGAAGUCCAGUAGCUACAAUGUGGAGGAGUAUGAGAGCUCCCGAGCCGUUGAGGAGUCAGGGGGAGCUAAGGGCCGGGGGCAGAUGGAUAAACUCUCAUCACAGCCACAGGAUGGACUCCGGUCUCGGGACAUUCCAGAGGAAGAACCAAAUUUCCGGUCCUGCUUCCUUUCCUGGUUCUUCUUUUGGCACCUGUUGUGGCUCUCUGUCAUGCAGCUCCGCCACUACCUCUUCAUUGGCACCUUGAACCCAAUGCUCAACCGGCUGGCCAACCAAGAUCCUACGCUGGUGAGUCAAUACACCAACGCCUUCGCCUUCACUCAGUUGUGUGGAGUUCUAUGUGCUCCUUGGAAUGGGCUCCUCAUGGAUAGACACAAGGGCAAGCCAUUGCCAUCAGGAAUGACGGAGAGGGAGGCCGACCUUCGCUCCGCCGUCCUCUCCCUCUUCCUCACCUCCCUCCAGUGCCUGCUGUUCUCCAUCUGUGCCACGUCCCCUCUCCUCCCACUCCAGUACCUCACCUUCAUUCUGCAGGUGGUCAACCGAUCCUUCCUGUAUGGUGGAAAUGCCGCCUUUAUCAGUAUUGCGUUUCCAGGCCAACAUUUUGGGAAGUUGUAUGGCUUGGUGAUGUCACUAUCUGCUGUAGUGUCACUACUUCAGUACCCAUGCUUUGCCCUGGUUAAAGCGCUAGAUGGGGAUCCAUUAUAUGUCAACAUUGCCCUGACUCUCCUCACUCUAGUGGCCUUCAUCCAUCCUGUGUACGUAUACUUCCACUGCAGGAGACUGGCCAAUGAGAGAGAGACGUUCUCGGACAUUCCUUUGAGGGAGGCCAAUUUCUAGAGGGGAUUCAAAUCCUGAUAGUCUGACCAGCUCAAACCAGCAGUGAGUGUUUUUGGUCUAAAACCAGCAAGCUAACUACCUAAAAGAGAAACCUGAUAAAGCAUUGAUAAAAGCAUGCUAACUUGGUGUCCUCUUGGUAAUAUAAUAGGCAAUGCCAAGCUGUGUUAGCUUGUCUUACAUUUGUGAAGGUACCACAUCUAUGGUAAGAGAGCCUGAGGGACAAGUGGGAAUGGCGGCCUAGUUAUCUGUCCUUCACAUAAGCAUAUACAGUAUAACAUCAAAACGAAUCUGAAGAUGAUUCCAAAAGGAGUUUCCCGUAAAAGCGAUACAUUCCUGCAUGCUGUUGUAUUUAAUAUGUGAUUUUUUUGUUCAUUCUAGCAUAUUUUUUAUCAGCUGUUCUCAAUUGUUUGUUUGUUUGUUUUUAUACAUUUUAGUAUUUUUAAUUCUAGAAUUGUGGAGCGCUGGUCACAUGUGUCUCAGGCAAAUUGGCUAAAGGCUGGUGCUGUUGUAGGUUACAACAUGGUAAAGCUGAUUUUCUGUGAAAUUGGCAGGUGUUUAUUUAGGCUUUAUCUGUGCUAUGUGUGAUACCAAACAAAAUGAAUGAAUAAAAAUCUUUAAAGUACA